Molecule: messenger RNA, 2440 nt
Organism: Porites lobata
Lineage: Eukaryota; Metazoa; Cnidaria; Anthozoa; Scleractinia; Poritidae
Source: the annotation of a GenBank genome assembly
AUGGUGCGCUGGCAAACGUUUUUAUCAAUUUUCCUUCCAUCUGUUGUAGAAUCUGUCUGUACAAUGUUUUUCGUUUUGAUCGGGUGCAGUUCAACCAUCACCUGGCCGCAAGAAGAAACUGGCCCAAACCUCGUCAGCAUUUCUUUGUGUUUUGGUCUGUCGUACGCAUUUUUGGUGAACAUCUCGAAUUGUUUUAGCAAUGGAUUUAUUAACCCUGCAAUAACCAUGGCAUUAGUGGUGAACAAAACUCUGUCAGUGACAAAGGGUUUUUGCUUCAUUUCGGCACAUCUUGUCGGAGGUAAAAUUUUCAGUCAAGUUUAAUGAGGGUGUCUAAGAAUAAGUGACUUAAAUUUUCAACAGCGAUGAUUGGUGAAAACGGUAAAAGCUAGUUUAAAAAGUUAUAAUUGAAACUUUUCAUUGGCUCUGACUUGCAUGCAUGUGACUUUGCAUGCAUUAAAUGCAAUGUUUGUAUCUUCAGUGUUGUAAAAAGGUGUACUAAUGAUGUACUGACUGAAACAAGGCUCUACUAGCAGGGGAUGUGUGAAUUCUUUCAAGAUUGCACGAAAAAGAAGGAGGAUAAUUUUACAGUACUGGCAAUUGACAUCACUAAUAUACCUGUCAGUAUUGCCUUUGUUGAUUCAAUUUGUCCUGCCAAAUCAGACUAAAUUCACUGUAUAACCCCCCUUUUUUGAAUAUGAAAAAAUUAAAUGGUACAAGGAAGAUUGUCUUUUUGAUUUGCACUAAAAGUGUUGAAAAAGAAUAAUAAAUAUUCAUUUUUGGUAGCAACGAAUGGUGCAGUGGUGUGGAUGUGCUACCUCCAAAUCAUCAUCAUCAUCACUAUCUGAACCCACUACUUGUUAGUGCCAACCCAGUGAAACCUUUCAUUUCAAACAGUGGCAAAGUAAAAAUGAACAAAAAAAUCCAAAAUUCGUUUUUUGAUAAUCAUAACAAGUACUCUGCAAAAGUUCUGUCCAGGAAGUUUCAUUUGAAUGGUUACAUUAUAGUUCAUCCACAGAAUGUAACCUUAAACUGAGAAUCAUCUCAACAUAACUUGGAUAAGUUAUUUAGAGUGAAGGGGUUAAAAUGUCAUUUGUGAUUGCCUUGGAGACUGCUUUAGACUGUAGCUUUAGGUUAACAUAACUGAAUCUAAAAUUGCCUCAGGUUUAUGUUCUGGUAAUUAACAAGCAAUUAAGGGAAAGAAAAUCAAACUUUGGAUGAGCAACUGGACGAAAAUGUAAGAUGCAGAUAAAGAAACAAAAUAAAAGCACUAAGAUCAAUAUUUUCUUCUAUUUUCAAGCUGUGAUAGGAGCAGGACUUCUUUAUUUGAUUGUACCUUAUGAGAGUCACGGUUUGCUUGGUGUGUCCCACAUGAAGUCUGUUGCACCCCUGGUUGGUUUUGGAGUUGAGUUGCUGACGUCUUUGGUUGUAAUGUUAACAGUGCUGACCUGUACAGAUGGAGGGAAAAGAGCUCUUGAUACUUCAGCAUCUCUGGUCAUAGGAGCUGCUGUUACAGCAUGCCAUUUGUUUGCGGUAAUAGUCAUAAUAUUAUUGAUAUAAUGCAUUUGAUUCAAUAACAGAUUUAGAUAUACUGCAUGACACAACACAGGUUGAAGCAGGGAUUGCCGGUUAAGUGCAUAGUGAUUCCUUCAAGUGAUCACUUUCCUCUUUUCCUGAUCUGAACGUUGGGGACUUAAAUGUGUUAAAAGAGAAUACAAAAGAUGAUGGUGGUGAUGAUUUAACGCUGCAUAGUUUUACUAGUGUUCAUGAUUUCAACUAAAUAUUGAUCAUUCAUUGCAAUACAUUAUGAAUACAAUUGCCAUUUUUUUACAUGUUGCAGUAUCCUGUUAGUGGAUGUGGAAUCAACCCAGCUCGCUCUUUUGGCCCUGCAGUUGUCAUGAACUAUUGGACUGAUCAUUGGGUGAGUGACAAAGACCCACUUAAUCUCCUCCUGUUUCUAGAAAACAGUGGGUUGCUGGUUCUAGCUGUUUUACAUUACUUGAAGUGCAUCCAUGGCCUCUAAUCUCCUUCCUUGUAACUUUUCACAUCCUUCUCCAGGGUACUGACUAUGUUACAUGAGAAGGGCCUAAGCCCCAGUCCUCUCUGCAUGGCAUGCAUGUUGCCUAACCAGUCGAAGCUCAUUGCCUGCAGAUUACUGACAUCCAUUUUUAGUGAAUCUUGACCAGUCAGUAUUCUUUGAAAGCAAUUUUCUCAAUUCUCACAGGUUUACUGGUUUGGUCCAAUCAUUGGUGCUCUAUUUGCAUCAGGAAUCUACCACGUUGCACAAAACUUUCCUGUCACUACUGAAGAUGAACUUGUUAUCACCGGGAAAGAAAUCAAGAAUGAAGCCAAGCCACAAGGUUUUCAUCUAGAAGGUCUUCAAAAUCCAAGCCAAGCUGACAUGCAAACACAAACUCCUUAUGAACUGAAAACAACAGUGUAG